UACAGAUUUAAAGGUGUGGCAUAUAUUCUUUUAAGUAUACUACCCGCAUAUAUUGAUUGCAAAAUAUUGCAUUAUCAUUGGAUUGUCUUUCGAUCGUAGGCAGUGCCAGCAGCGCGUACAUCGUUGGGCAAAUCCUUAUUUAGUACGGUGAUGUCAUUUAACAAGGACAUGUGCAACAUCUUCGAUCGACAAUGCGCGCAACAAUACUCUUCGCCUCCGAUUAUUCCUUCGCGACUCUUUCAAGGUAUUCUUUUCCUUCGAUAAUACAGGGAGCCGAGUACAAUGUCAUCGAGAGGGCAGCACAUGAUCGUCUGUAAGAUCGUCCGGCUGGGCAGCGUGUCGCAUCUGCCGAUGACUGUUGGUGGAGAGCGUUGCACACGAUCGUUGUACCGCGUGCAUCGCGACUGACAUAGACUCGUUAGGUUUUCUCUCCAUCCGAUCAGGAUUAUGAAUUGACGCGCAGCACGACACCGGAGAGCCUCUCGCCGUCUAACCGGCCCCGUCAAGCUCCCUCUCGAACGACAAUUUCGUGAGUGUAUUAGAUAGGAAUGGAGUUUGGAGCGGGCGAUGUUGUCCAGAUAUCGGCAGAACUGGCCCGAGUGGUCGAGGUAAUAAUGUCGCCCAAUAUAUCUCAGCAGCAACGUCUGGAAGUAUACAAUGCUUGCGAAAGAUUCAAGGAGUCCUCGCCAUUGUGCGCCCAAUGUGGCUUAUAUCUGGCACAAAGAUCCCCGGACAGAAGCUCGGUAGUACGUCAUUUUGGUCUACAGCUAAUGGAACAUUGCGUCAAGUAUCGAUGGACUCAGAUCUCGCAGUCAGAGAAGAUAUUCAUUAAAGAAAAUGCUAUGAAAUUACUUCAAGAAGGCACUGAACCAUUGCUACAGGAAGAAGCGCACAUAAAAGAUGCACUGUCGCGGGUGGUAGUCGAAAUGAUAAAGCGAGAAUGGCCUCAGCAAUGGCCCACCUUGCUAUCUGAACUUAGUCAAGCCUGUACACAAGGUGUGAGUCAGACUGAAUUGGUCUUAUUGGUAUUUCUUAGACUAGUGGAGGAUGUGGCGCUUCUACAGACACUUGAAUCCAAUCAGAGGAGGAAAGACAUAUACCAAGCAUUGACUACAAAUAUGGCAGAAAUCUUUAGUUUCUUCUUACGAUUAAUGGAACAACACUUUUCGGAAUUUCAGAAGAAAAGUGCCUUAGGACAGACAUCCGAAGCUGCAGCACACAGUAAAGUCGUUCAAAUAGUACUGUCUACACUAACUGGAUUUGUCGAGUGGGUUUCUAUAAAUCAUGUGAUGGCUGAGGAUGGAAGAUUGUUGCAAAUAUUGUGCCUCCUGCUGGGUGAUCCUAUAUUUCAAUGUUCUGCCGCCGAAUGCCUACUCCAGAUUGUAAAUCGCAAGGGUAAAGCCGAAGAUCGAAAGCAAUUGAUGAUUUUAUUCUCGGAAGAGGCUUUGAAAUUUAUUUAUACGGCAGCUACCGCGCCACCGCCUCUUGCUGGACCUACGAAUUUCCACGAGAAUCAUUAUCUGUUUCUAAAGAAGCUCACACAAGUACUGACGGGCAUGGCGACACAACUUUGCACUUUAUGGGGAAAAGAUGACGCCUCCAACAUCCGGCCAACACACUUUCAUCUCUUUUUGGACACUACGCUUACAUUUACGAUGUAUCCGAGUCUUACGCUUACGCAUUUAGCGAAUACAAUCUGGGUAAUGUUGUUCAAGCAUGAACACAUCAAGAAUGAUUCGUUAUUACUGACAUAUGUUCCCAAGUAUGUGGAACACACGGCGCCCAAACUAAUUCGUAUCGCAUAUCCAUAUGGUAGACAAAGUAACGGCGUGACUACAUACUGCCUCGUUGAUUACGACUCUGAAGAAGAAUUCAAUGUUUUUUUGCAUCGCUUUAGAAUGGACUUGUUAGAAGGAUUUAGACACGCGACUAUGGUAGCGCCCUUAGUAACAUUCACAUAUGUGCAACAGUGGCUAACUGCAAAAAUUACCAAGGGUAUGGCGGAUUUGCAAUAUAAGAGUGAUCAAAAUGAUCGAGAGUAUCUCGAAUGGGAGGCUCUUGCACAAGCGCUUGAUUCUGUUGUCUCUAGAAUCUUGUUGAUCAAUGAGCGACCAAGUGUGCAGACCGGUUUGCAGUUAUUAGAACUUUGUCUAGGUUACUCGCCACAAGAUUCUUGGCUACUAUCCGCUCUGCUAUCUUGUAUAAGCGCGCUUUUCGUAUUUCUGUCGAUGUCGACCGGAUCGAUGGCCAUGCCGGGCGUCGCUAUUCUGCCGCGCGUCCUCGAAAAAAUCUUCGCCGCAUUGGUGUUCGAGGCGCCCGGUGAGAACGAACGCAAUCGCUCGCGUGCGACCAAAAACGUGCGACGACACGCGGCUAGUCUCAUGGUGAAGAUCAGUCUCAAGUAUCCGUUACUACUGCUGCCAGUAUUCGAGCAGAUACGCACAAUGGUACGAAAUUUGACGCAAGAACCAAGUCCAUUAUCUCGAAUGGAGAGUGUCAUGUUAUAUGAAGCAUUGUUGCUCAUCUCCAAUCACUUUUGCGACUACGAAAGGCAGAAUCGAUUUGUCGCGGAGGUGAUCGGCAACGCAUCUAACAAAUUUGUCACGCUGGGCACGGAAUGGUUCAAGGGACCGCAAGAGUUUAUGCAAUUCGUAGGAUUAGACAGAUCACCGGUGGAAAAUAUGCUAGAAGAUCCGGCUAGAUACAAUCGCAGUGAUCUCAUGAUGUGCAUUUGUACCGUUUUGAGUGUGGUCAAGCGAUGCUCUAUUCCAGAGGAUCCCGAUCGCGCAGCGAGAGGUGGCUUUGUUGCUGCGCUCAGCGAAAGUGGUAAUCCAGUCUACCGAAAUCCCGCUGCACCUCACGUCAUUCCCAUCUUACCAACGCUAUUCGCGCUGCUGCGAACGAUGAAUGCUCUUUUCACUCCUGCCGCUCUCCCUCUUCUUUCAGAGGGUUACAAAAAUGCUUAUGGACUUUUGGAAUCGGAAAAAGCGAAUCUGUUGGGUAUAAAUGUGACAAAUGACAAUACUAGUGAGACGGAUCAAACUUCGAGCAUUUCCCUGGUCCGAAUGCAAUCAUUUCUUAGCACAAUUCACGAUCAAUGCUACCAUAUGCUGGGCAGCGGUUGUCAUAUGAUCGGCCGAGAUUUCUAUCAGUUACCUGGAUUUGCACCAGCAUUGCUCAAUUCAGUUUUCUCAAACAUGGAGGCAAUUCCAGAUUAUAGAUUGCGGCCGAUUAUACGUGUGUUUAUGAAGCCAUUUAUAUAUUCCUGUCCGCCAGCUUUUUAUGAGAGUGUAUUAGUACCUGUAUUGGCUCAUGUAUCUACGCAUAUGUGCCAAAGAUUAAGCGCAAAGUGGCAAUAUAUUGCGCAUCUCUACGAAUCUGGUAGUCUGGACGAAGAGAACACCAACACACAGGAAGUCAUCGAUGACAUGCUCAAUAGAAAUUUGACCAGAGACUUUGUGGAUGUAUUAAAAGUAGCUUUAGUCGGUGGAGCUGCUAGCGACGCUGCGCCUCCAGAUACUAUGGAUCAGGAUAGUGGGGGAAUGGCUGUAGAUCCACCUCUUUCACGGGGAAACAGCAUCGUUGCCGAGGUCGUUAGCGAGCUAGGAGCAUUCAUUCUACGUCAUCCGUCCACCUGUCACAGCGUCGUCCUAUGUGUAUUAGGGGCGCUUGCGUGGAACGAUUCAAAUGCGAGUCUUAAGGCGACGAUGUUGACCGGACCUGUAGUACGAUCACUAGCAGCCGAUGGUAGUCUUACUCCUUCCAUGGCAGGACACAUUAUGGUCGCUGUUCUUCAAGGUUUACAAUUGCAUGGUCAACAUGAAGCUAAUCAAGGUUCCCUUAUUACUCUUGGCGCACAAGUCUACGAGUGCCUCAGACCCAAGUUUCCGAACAUCAUCGAAGUGAUGCAGCAAAUCCCAGGAGUCAAUCCCGCCGACUUGCAACGAUUCGAUGAGAAAAUGGCAAUAGUCAGCACAAAGGGCAACAAGGUUGAAAAGGGAAAAAAAGAUCUUUUCAAGAAAAUUACAAAUCAGCUUAUUGGCAGAAGCGUAGGUCAAUUGUUUCGCAAGGAAGUUAAAAUAGACAAUUUACCGCGAAUUGAAGUAUUCGGCAAACCUCAACAAGUGCGCGUGGAUGAAAUAUCAAAGAACGUCGCUGAUACGGGAAUAGCAACACUGUUCGCUGGGCCUACGUAGCAGACAGUUUUAGCGAAUCAUAUUUUACAUAGUUGGUCUAACUCAAUAAAUAAUUA
Messenger RNA from Camponotus floridanus (Florida carpenter ant), 4252 nucleotides. It is a transcript of the gene Ranbp21, whose product is annotated as exportin-5. The record is from RefSeq and is a predicted model, not a curated record. NCBI's taxonomy places the organism in Eukaryota, Metazoa, Arthropoda, Insecta, Hymenoptera, Formicidae. Gene Ontology annotation, biological process: RNA export from nucleus; protein export from nucleus. Gene Ontology annotation, cellular component: RNA nuclear export complex; nucleus; cytoplasm. The transcript has 10 exons. Gene Ontology annotation, molecular function: nuclear export signal receptor activity; RNA binding; small GTPase binding. Bases 549 to 4196 code for a protein of 1215 amino acids.